AUGAUUAGGCUUCUCUAUACAAUUUUUGUACUCCUUUAUCCAAUUAGAUGCACAUGGGUUAGAAUAGGAUCAUAUAUUACUUCAGUAAAGCAAUUUAGUAGCACAGAUACUGAUGGAUUUAUAAGUCAAUUUGGUAAUCCAAAUUUACCUGCUAAUUAUAUCAAUUGUUCAGCAGAAGGAAGCUAUAUAACUUUAAAUACUUUAUCAUAGUCAGCAAUACAUUAAAAUAGUUUAUCCACAAGUUCCUAUUCAAUGUAUUUCAUAACAUACGAUCUCAUAUUUUUUAACACAUGGAAUAAUGAAGAUUUUGUAAAGUAUAGUAUUGGAUCCUACUAAAAUGAUAUAAUAUAUAAUAACAUUGAAAAGGUAAGCAUUUCUAAAGGAUUUUGCAAUAACUAAGUUGCGAUCAUUUAAACUAUCAAUUAUACAAUAAAUUCUACGAUUAUUUCUGGUUACCAUAAAUUUGAGAUCAAUUCCUUAACUGCAAGAGUUUCUAUUAAAAAUUUAAUUGUAUCAGCCCUAUAGUGUCAUGGAACUUGUAGAAUUUGUUUUGGAAGCAAAUAUAAUUAGUGUUCUUUUUGUUUUUCAUAUGGUACUCUUACUUCUUAGAAUACAUGUGAAUACUCCUGUCCAAGCACAGCUAUGUAUUAUGUUAAAAAUUAGGGUUGCAAACCUACUUGCCAUAUUAAUUAAUAAAAAUAUGUCAAAGGAGUUUGUGAACCAUAUCCAAGUAUUAAUUAUUAUAAUGUAGUUUCCACCAUACUUGGUCUUUAUAUUUCAUCAUCAAAAUCUACAGAACAAUUUAGAUGGUAAAUUAUUUAUGAUUUUGAGUAAUUAAAUACAGUAUUACCUGAAAAUAGACAAUUUGAUGGCUUUUAUAUUUAUGGAAUAUUUACAAAUAAUUAAGGUAUAUAUAGAGUAUUAACAUUGCCAUCAAAUCAAGGGACAUUUAUGAUAGCAAUAACUGUAGAAUUAGUGCUCUUUAAUAUAAUGCCACCGUUAAGUAGUAUAUAAUUUUUAAUAAAUGAUACUUACUAUGGAUAAAUUUAUAGUGAUGAUUAAGGUACCUUGAAAACUGACAAAUUAUUUAGAUUUUGGACUGAUACUAGAUCAAAUACUGUUUUUAAUGGCAUUUCCUAUACUAAUAAUUAAUAUAAUACUUUAUAUUUCUAUGCAGAUAUAACAAAUACUUUUGUUAUUAAAAUGAUAGGGAACUAUUCGUAAAAUCAUAUAAUAUUUUAGAAAUUCAAAUGCUGGUUGGGGAUUAAGAAGUCUUUAUGUUUAUUCAGGCUAUUGUCCAUCUAAUUGUUUGAGAUGUGAAGAAAAAUUUAAUUGUGCUUAAUGUUAAACUGGAUAUUUGAAAUCAAAAUGGGGAACAUGUAGUUAAUGUUUAGGUGCUUAUUAACAAAAAAUUAAUACCACCCACUGUUAAGAAGACGAUGAUGAAACAAAUUGUAAAUAUAGUAAUUUAUAUAAUAGAUUCUAAAUAUAUUAUUAAAGAAUUCACAGGUUUAGAAUUAGAUAUAGAAACAUACCCAGAGUAUACACUUUUAAAUGCAGUUGGACAAAACUUUUUAAAAGGAUAAGGAAUUUAUUAUUCUAUUUGGAAAUCACAAUUCAGAAUAUUUGGAGGACCUUUUAUCUGGGCUUAAGCAAAGUUUUCAAGAAUUAUAAAUAUAGAAGAUCCUCAUCAUGCAAUAACCAUUUCUUUUAUUGUUAUUUUUGGCCCUAAUUUCCCUGAAGAUGGAUAAUUUAUAUUUAGUUUAGAUGGAAUUAUUUAAAUGGAAUUAACAUCAAGUUUUUCAGUAGAAAUACCUAUUCGACAUAAAUAACUGCAUAAUUAAAAUAGCAUAUCAAUAGAAUUAGAAUGUAAAGGCAUAAAUAAUGAGCCAAUUUAUUCUUAUUGUGGAUUUUAUUAGCAUUAUUUUACUGUUCAUUAAUGCAAACCUAAUUGCAACUCUUGUUCAAAUGAGUCAGAUUGUUUAGAUACAAAUUAUGUAGAAUCAGUACCCAUAUGUUUAAAUGACCAAUACUUUGAUUAAUAUUAGUUGAAAUGUUAGAGUUGUCCAACAACCUGCAUGACAUGUACAUCUUUUUAAAAUUGUUUAACUUGUGUUGAAACCUUCUCAAAUCCAACAUAAGGAUGCAUUUGUGCUUCUAAUCAAUAUUUGGAAUCUAAUAUAUGCAAUAAUUGUCCCUAAAAUUGUAAUCAAUGCAUAAAUUCUUUAAAAUGUACAGAAUGUAUAUAAGGUUUGUUUAGAACAUUAAUAAAUGAUGUAUGCGUUUGUUAGGAUAGUUAUUUUGAAUUAAAUAAUGAAUAAAUAUGCUAAAAAUGUAUUUAGAAUUGUCUAAAAUGUUCAUCAUUAAAUUAAUGUGAUAUUUGUUUAGUUGGGUAUUAGCUAAAUAUUAAUGGUACUUGUGAUUAAAAUCCGAAUACUUAUUUUUAGCAUACACUUGAUACAUAUUUAGAAUGCCCUAUUUCAUCAAUAUGUAAUCCUUGCUAAGGAAUAAAUCUCUCAUGUGUCUGUGGUGAUAUGAUAAUAACAGGAGAUGAAUUUUGUGAUGAUGGAAAUUCAAUUUAAUUUGAUGGAUGUUAUUAAUGUAAAUUCUAGUGUUAACCUGAAUGUACCAAAUGUAUUAAUGGAGUUUGUUAUGAAUGUGCCACUUCAGGUUGGUAUUUAGAUGUUUCUUCACCAACUUAUUAUUGUAAAGAAGUAUGUUGGGAUGGAUUAAUAAAGGGAAAAGAAAAAUGUGAUGAUGCUAUAAGUACAACUAAUUGCAAAGAUUGUUAAUUCUAUUGUAAAAAUGAUUGCUUAGAAUGUAAUUAUGAGAAUGGUAAAUGCAUUAAAUGCAGAGAAGGUUUGAUUCCUGAAAAUAAUUAUUGUAAAAAUAUUUGUGGAGAUGGUAUUAUUGUAUCAGCUAUAGAUAUUCCAUUCACUGAAGAAUGUGAUGAUGGUAAUCUAAUCGAUUUUGAUGGAUGCAGUAAAACUUGUUUAUUUUAAUGCUAGAAUACUUCAAUUUGUGAUGAUUGUAAAAAUACUAAAUGUUUCCAUUGUAUUAAUAAAUACAAACUCAAUAUUAAUUUACACAGAUGUGAGUGUGAUUAUUCUUGUUAAUUAUGCGAUUUAAUUAGUGGAUAAGGAUGCUUAUAAUGUAAACCUGGAUUCAAAUUAAUUGAUCGAGAAUGUGUAACUAUUUGUGGGGAUUCAUUAAUAACAACUUUUGAGUAAUGCGAUGAUGGAAAUAUGAUUUUUGGAGAUGGAUGCCAUCAAUGCUAAUUUAGUUGUGAAAGUCAAUGUCUAAUAUGUAUAAUGGGAAAUUGUUUAAUAUGUGCUAAAGGUUAUCAAAACUUUGAAGGUAGAUGUUAAGAAUUAUAUUCUCAAUCAUUUCCUAUUGUCAAAAUUAAUAAUGAGAUGUAUUAAAAUGAUCUGCUAUAAGCAUUUUAUUACGAUUACUAGUACAAUAAUUAUCUGAGUAGAAUAAGUUUAGAAUCUUUGGAAAUUAAAUCACUUUAAUCAAUAAUUCAAAAUGAAAUUGUAUAUUUUACUUAUUUAUUUUCAAAUCUUAUUAAUUCUCCUAACUAAUAAAUCUUUUUUGAAGCUGAACUAUCAUUAACAAAUUAUUAAAGAAAUUAAUAAAAUAUAAUGUUUACCAACUGUUAAAUGAAUGAUAAUAAAUGCAAAAAUUAUUGUAUUGAAUUCACAAAAUAGAAUGGAUUAAAAUUAAAAAAAUUAGACAAUUGUUAAAAUGAAAAACUCACUAAAAUUUAAUAUUUAGAUGAUAGUUUUGAAUAAUGCAACGGUAAUGGUUUUGAAUGUUUAAAGAAUUGCCCAAUAAAUUGUUAGAUUUGCUCUCAAGGUUCAUGCAUUUUUUGUAAAACUGGUUAUUAUUUGGAUAUUAUUGGAAAUUCGUGUACACCUAUAUGUGGAGAUAAUUUAGUGACUUUUGAAGAAUUAUGUGAUGAUGGUAAUCAUCUUAUUUAUGAUGGUUGUAGUUUAUGUUAAUUUUAAUGUUAGGAGGAAUGUAUUGAUUGUUAAUAUGGUCAAUGUAAAUAAUGUUAGGAAAAUUUUUAUUUUGAUUUAUUAAAAGGAAGAUGCAUUGAUUGGAAUAAUUGUAAUGAAUAAAAUGGAUUAUAUAUUGAUGAAUAAAAGAAUUAAUGUUAUACUAAAUGUGGAGAUUCUAUCAAAGCAGAAAGUGAAUAAUGCGAUGAUGGAAAUGAAAUACAAUAUGAUGGCUGUUUUUAAUGUUAAUUUUCUUGUGAUUAAUAUUGUGUUGUUUGUUAAUAAGGAGGUUGUGAAUAAUGCUAAAUUGGAUACAAGAAAAUUAAUUAAGAAUGCAUUCUAGAUUGUGGAGAUGGUUUAAUCUUAGGUGCAGAAUAAUGUGAUGAUGGCAACUCCCUAAAUAAUGAUGGAUGUACAAAUUGCUUAAUAGAUCAAGGCUAUAAAUGUUAAACUCUUGAUGAAAAGAGCUUUUGUUUUUAAUGUAAGUCUGAAUGUACAGAUUGUGAAUUUAAGAAUGGUUAAAUUGUUUGUUUAAAUUGUAGUAAAGGUUAUUUCAUUAGUUUUGGUGAAUGUUUAAAAUGUUCUGAUCAUUGUAUAGAAUGCUAACAUAGCCCUAAUAAUUGUACUGAAUGCAUGAUGGAAAAUUGUGGAAAAUGUGAUAAUAAAUUAGGAUAUUAUAAUGAUUUUAGUUUAAGAAAAUGUUAUACAAUAUGUGGAGAUGGUAUUAUGGCUGAAAUGGAAGAAUGUGAUGACGGAAAUAAUUUUAAUUAAGAUGGAUGCAAUUAAAAAUGUUAGAUUGAAAAAGGUUAUGAAUGUGUAUUAAAUACCUGUAAUAAAAAAGAAGAAAAAUAAAUUGCUUAUGGCUAUUCUAAUUCUAGUACUGCUAAUUGCUUAUUUUUAAAAAGUGAGAUUAAUUUUGAAAAUUUUUGCACUAGAAUCAAGAUUGUUAUUGAAUAUUUUAAUAAUACUGAUUUUAAUUAUUCAUUAAUAACUGCUUAAAUAAAUUCUACUGAACAAUCUGAAAAAAACACUUAAUUACACGAAUGCCAAAUUUAAUUUGACUUUUUUAAAACUAUAACAGAGAUUAAUUUAAUUCAUAUAUUAAUUCCCACAUCAUAAAAUUAAUCACGACUUUUAGAAGAAGAAAAUAUCAGAGAAAUUAUCGUAGUACCAAGAAAAUAGGUUUAUUAUAAUCAGGCUUAAAAGGCUUAAGCAUAAGCAGUUGUUUCUACUUCAAAUCAAUUAACCUUUUUACUAUAAUUGAUUGGUCCAUUGACAAUUUUAUUUGGAGGAGUAAACUUUUUUUGGACAAUUUUGGACAUAUUAACAUGGAUUAAUAAUUUUUAUUUUCUUAAUGUAGAUUACCCUCUAAAUGUGAAAUUAUUUUUUUUAAAAUUAUAAUGGGAUGAUAUUUUUAAUAUUCCUGAAUUUAUUUCUCUAAAUUAACCAACUGACCUUUAUUAUUUUGAAGCUCCUCCAAAAUUUAACGAAAAAAAUAUUAAUCCUUUAUUUAUUAAUAACAUAUAGGUGUUUAGUUGCCUUAUACUAUUAGCUAUUUUAAUAUACCUUGUGUCCUUAGCAAUUAUUAAAAUUUUUGAAAAAAAGUUUACCCACAAGAAUGCUACAAGAAAAGGCAUUGUUGUUUUUACGAUUUGUUACGUUGAAUCUAAUAUGUAAACACAAGAAUAACAAUAGCCAAAAUAACCUAUACAUGAAAAGCUUUAAAAACUUCCAAGCCUAAUAGUGCUUUUAAUUAAAUAAUCAUAUAAAUACAAGCUUACAUUUUUAUCAAAACUCAUUGCGAUAAUCAAUCUACUUUUGUUAGAUAUUUUUAUGGCCUGCAUUUUACAACUAAUUUGUGAAAAAAAAAAUGAUUAUUUUAUAGUGACUUUCAACAAUUUUCUAGCAAUUUUUAGUUUAAUACUCAUUUUCGGAAUGUAUUAAUUGUAUGAAUUCGUUAGUUCAAAGCACUAUUUAUUAUUAAAUCAUUUUAGUUUCUCAAGGAAAUAUUCUUCUCUAUAUGAAGGGAUAGAUUAUGAAAAUAAAAUUGCAAAAAAAUAUUGCUACUUUAAUUUGAUUAGAAAAAUCGCUUUCAUAGUUUCGAUAGUAGUCUUGUAUGAGAAACCCAUCCUAUAGACUACAUUUUGCUGUCUUUCUUGUUUUAUUAAUUAAGCAUUUUUGCUGUAUUAGAAUCCAUUUGAUUCAAAGAUUGGAUUGAUUCAAGCAGCAGUCCCAGAUUUUUGUAUUUUUUGCAUUAUAUUAUUGUCUGUAUUAAUUUCAAUUGAUGAUUUGACUAGUUUUUUGAGUUUUCAUCAAAAAUAUAAUAUAGGAUGGAUGAUUAUAUGUUUAAUAGGUAUAUCAAUAUUGAUUUAAUUAAUGUUUUUAUUAAUGGAAUUUUAUUAAAAUCUAUUAGCGAAUUGUAGAGGACUUAAGCAACUUAUUUGUAAAUGA
This is a messenger RNA of Paramecium primaurelia, 6452 nucleotides long. Lineage: Eukaryota; Ciliophora; Oligohymenophorea; Peniculida; Parameciidae. The record is from the annotation of a GenBank genome assembly.